This is a messenger RNA of Didymodactylos carnosus, 279 nucleotides long. Lineage: Eukaryota; Metazoa; Rotifera; Eurotatoria; Philodinida; Philodinidae. The record is from the annotation of a GenBank genome assembly.
AUGACCAGAUACGUACACCAAAGUACAGAACAAAGUUCAUCCCAACCGCCAAGUUAUACGCAAGCUACAGAAACCGGAGCAGCUACACCGAUGCCUCCAUUGUAUCCACUGCCAUCCGUUCAGCCGAUUUAUGGUCAAGUAUUGCAUAUGGUACCAAUGGUAAUGCUUGGUGAUAUACCCGUACCUUGCAAUUGUAAAAAUUGUUAUGCAGGUAUUAUCACCAGAACAGAAAAAACGGCAGGUAUAUUAAUAUGGUUAAUUUGUGGUGGUCUUGCCUAA